AUGUUGAACGCGGCCCUUCGUGCUGCGCGCCCCGCUGCGCUCGUCGCGCGCUCCGCUGCCAGGCGCUCCGCUGCCAGGCCCGCCGCCCGCCUGCCCGCGCGCGCGCUCUCCACCACCGCGCUCCGCGCGUCCGACCACGGCCCCAAGCCGCCGAGCCUCUUCGGCCCCGGUGGAAAGCCCGGUGAGGUGCCCACCGACGAGGAGCAAGCCACCGGUCUCGAGCGCCUGCAGCUGCUCGGUGAGCUCGAGGGCGUUGACGUCUUCGACAUGGACGAGGUCUUGGACUCGAGCCGCCUCGGCACGCUCGCGGACCCGGUCAAGGUCCCGUCCUUGGCUCCCGCUCGCCUGAUCGGCUGCACCGGUGUCCCCGCCGACUCGCACGAUGUCAUCUGGAUGAACCUCGAGCACGACAAAGUUCGUCGUUGCGGCGAGUGCGGCUCCGUCUAUGCACUCGACUACAAGGGCGACCCGGAGGCCCUCCACGGCGAACACGCCCACCACUAG
Punctularia strigosozonata HHB-11173 SS5 is the source of this 504-nucleotide messenger RNA. RefSeq names its product COX5B-domain-containing protein. NCBI's taxonomy places the organism in Eukaryota, Fungi, Basidiomycota, Agaricomycetes, Corticiales, Punctulariaceae. The transcript has 3 exons. Bases 1 to 504 code for a protein of 167 amino acids. Gene Ontology annotation, cellular component: mitochondrial envelope. Gene Ontology annotation, biological process: mitochondrial electron transport, cytochrome c to oxygen. The record is from RefSeq and is a predicted model, not a curated record.